Morone saxatilis (striped sea-bass) is the source of this 6684-nucleotide messenger RNA. RefSeq names its product SH3GL interacting endocytic adaptor 1a (gene sgip1a). NCBI's taxonomy places the organism in Eukaryota, Metazoa, Chordata, Actinopteri, Moronidae. Gene Ontology annotation, biological process: clathrin coat assembly; synaptic vesicle endocytosis; clathrin-dependent endocytosis. Gene Ontology annotation, cellular component: cytoplasm; clathrin-coated vesicle; clathrin-coated pit. The record is from RefSeq and is a predicted model, not a curated record.
GCUCCUUGGAGAUAGAGGAAUGCAAAUCUGCAACCAUGAUGGAAGGAUUGAAAAAACGUACCAGGAAGGCCUUUGGGAUACGGAAGAAAGAGAAGGACAAUGACUCCACGGGGUCCCCAGACAGAGACGGGGGUUCUCAGAAGAAGACCAAUGGGGCCCCUAAUGGCUUCUAUGAAGAUAUCGACUGGGACAGAUAUAAUUCCCCUGAGGUGGAUGAUGAGGGCUACAGCAUCAGACCUGAGGAGGAGUCAGAGGAGGGAGCGCCUAUCACCAAAAAGCCCCACUUCUUUUCCUCUGAUGAGUCGGAAGAAGAGGAGGACCACAGGAAAAAAUUCAAAAUCAAGAUCAAACCGCUGCCGGCCAAUCGUGUAGUGUCGGUGCCCUCGGUCGACGAGCUCAAAGCCUCCAUAGGCAACAUAGCCCUGUCCCCGUCUCCUAUGAGGAGUCCGAGACGUAGUCCGGGUUUGAAAAGGAACACAUCCAGUGAGGAGAUUGCCAGACCGAGACGCAUCGUCCCUACUGUACCCACUGUGGCCCCCACACCAGCUCCAGCACCACAGCCCCCCAGCAGUCAACAAAUACCUGUCUCUGAAGACACCACAGCCUUAUUUGGGCCUCCUCUGGAAACCCCCUUUGGAGAUCCAAAAACUGAAGUGGUUCUGUCUGAGUCCGAUGCGUGGGCAGUUCCUCUGUCAGAGCCUGAAUCUUCUUUGACAAGAUCCUUCCCUGCAGGAACUCCACCUCCACUCCCACCCAAGAAUGUUCCGACCUCGCCCCCGUCGACUGGCCCUCCCUCUACAGAAGACGCUGAAGUGUCAACAGAAGUAGACGGCUCCACCAGAAAGCCCUCAAUAGCUGACUUGGACAACAUUUUUGGACCAGAACAGGCUCCCCCUGCUGGCGAGGAUACAGGUGAAACGUGGGUCUGCUUCAGUGAAGAAUCUGCUGCCCGGCCGCCUCUACCAGAGGAAUCUGCACCUCCACUACCAGCCUCCCCGCCUCCACCUGAAUCUCCUGCCCCGCCCUUACCUACAUCACCACCUCCUCCAGAAGACCCUGCACCACCUCUCCCUACCUCCCCUCCCCCAAAAGAAGAACCUGUGCCCCCUCUACCAACCUCCCCACCUCCCUCAGAGGAGCCUGCUGCACCUCCUGUCCACUCAGGUCCUCCUACACCUGAGGACCGAAAUCCUCUCACACUCGCCACAUCUCCACCGCCUGCACCACCAAAGGAGCUUGCGUCUCCUCCCGCUUCCUCUCCCCCUCCUCUUGACUCCCCAGCCAGCAUCCCACCAGCCCCUGCUCCCAAAGCAAGGACCCCUCCAGCGGUGACUCCUCCUGCUGAGGAACCUGCAGCAAGCCCCGUCCCACCACCUCUUGUCCUGUCUCAAGAGGAGCAGUCCAAGAACACAGACGCCCCCCAACCCAAAGAGGACGGAGGUGAAACAGUCACCUCGCCCAACGAUGCUAGCCAGGGGAGCCGGAGUACACCUCCCCCACCUCCUCCCCCCACAUACCGGGCUGUGGUGUCGUCACCGGGUCCCACAUCUGGAGCUGGUGGCACGAAUAGCGGUUCCUCCUCUCCGGUGCGACCUGCCACUCCUUCUUCAGUCAGCCCCACCCCACCACCACCUCCACCUCGCCCCCCUUCACGGCCCAAACUUCCUCCAGGGAAACCCACUGUUGGAGAUGUGAAUCGUCCGUUCAGUCCUCCGGUCCACUCUGCCAGCCCCCCUCCCAUCGCCCCAUUGGCACGGGCCGAAAGCACCUCCUCCAUCUCCUCAACAAACUCCAUGAGUGCCGCCACCACCCCCACCGUCGGUAAAGAGCUCUCCGUGUCCGUGUCAGAAGACGAUGCUUAUGUAGACAAACUACCCACCUUUGAGAGACACUUUGAUUCAUUCGCAGAGAAUGACCAGCCAUCCCUUGUAUGGUUUGACAGAGGGAAGUUUUAUUUAACCUUUGAAGGCUGCUCCAGAGGGCCCAGUCCUCUCACCAUGGGGGCUCAGGAUACCCUUCCUGUGGCGGCUGCAUUCACAGAGACGGUCAACGCCUUCUUUAAAGGAGCUGAUCCCAGCAAGUGUGUUGUGAAGAUCAUAGGUGAGAUGGUUUUGUCGUUUCCAGCAGGAAUCACGCGGCACUUUGCCAAUAACCCGUCCCCCGCCGUGCUAACCUUCAGCAUAACCAACUACAGCCGACUGGAGCAUGUGCUGCCUAACCCCCUGCUCCUCUGCUGCGACACCACCACACAACCCAAGGCCGAUGCCAAGGACUUCUGGGUGAACAUGCCAAACCUGAUAUCACAUUUAAAGAAGGUGGCAGAGCAGAAGCCACAGGCAACAUACUACAACGUGGACAUGCUCAAGUAUCAAGUGUCGGCGGAGGGCCUUCAAUCGAUUCCUCUGAAUCUAGCGGUGAGCUGGAGGUGUGAGCCCACGAGCACUGACCUGCGGAUAGACUACAAGUACAACGGGGAGGCCAUGACGACGCCGAUGGCCCUCAACAAUGUCCAGUUUCUCGUCCCUGUCGAUGGAGGGGUUUCGAAACUACAGGCAGUCUUACCUCCUGCUGCAUGGAAUGCAGAGCAGCAAAGAAUCCUUUGGAAGAUUCCCGAUAUCUCACAGAAAUCUGAAAACGGAGGUGUGGGGUCAUUGUUAGCACGCUUUCAGCUAACAGAAGGCCCCAGUAAACCGGCUCCACUGGCGGUGCAGUUCACCAGUGAGGGGAGCACUUUGUCAGGCUGUGACAUUGAACUGGCUGGGCCAGGAUACCGCUUCUCUCUCAUCAAGAAGAGGUUUGCCGCAGGAAAAUACCUGGCCGACAACUAACCCAUGCUACUGAGAGCAGCAGUGUUGAACAAAACAAUCGCAGUGAACUGAGGUUGACACCGAGGACAGAGGACAAACCAACAGGCAGACUUUCCAUUAACCUUUUCUGAACCCACACGACAGGUCCGCAGCCUACCCAGCAGUAUUGUAUAACUUGCAUAUAGCAUCGUGGAGCUGUUUUAGGUCAUGUAAUUAUCGUAUUUGUAUUCAUUUCAUAACAUCCGUAUUGCUGCAGUUAGACACCUGGGUUCUUCCUCCCUCUGAAGUCUGUACCUCUGUCUCCAUCUUCCUUGGGUCGAUGUGUGUUUUUGUUUUUAAAAGUUUCACUGCAGCUGCCUGACCGAAGACAUGGACAGAAAGCGUUUUGGACGGAUUUGAACUCUGGAUGACUAUUUGUUGUCUAGAGAUUUGGCAGUAAAAAAAACAACCCUUGAAUACGAUCUUAGUGGUCAGACACACACCUCAACCUCUGACAGGUCCAAAGUUAGACUAGUUAAAGUUGAAGCAUGGCCCAGGACAAUUCAUAACAAGUUAUAAAUCAUUAGCAGAUUUAAAAAAUAAAUAAAUCAGCUCUGUAAAUAAUCCUUCCAUCGGAGUCUAAUCUCAAAGCCAGAGACAGCUGUCCUCACUGUCUCGCUCUGAUGGCGGCCAUUUGCCAGCAAGUAAAAGCAUUUAAUGAAGCGUUUCGACUCAUGCUGUCGCAAAGAGUUAAAUGAAAGAUGUUUCUUGUUGCUUGUUUGCGAUCGAAUGCAACACAGGAUCGAGUAACUACAAAAAUACUAGGUUUUCAUGCAUCACCUACUGGUACUACAGGGUCACAUGACUUUGGAUCACAUCCUUUUUAAUAUAAAUGCACUGAUCAGUCAAUCAAUCUGUUAUUUUAUUUCUCUGGAAUAUAGAGACAUGGAGAGAGUUUUUAGCCAGUUAGGCAGCUGCAAUGAUAAAUCAAUGUACUGGUUGCAAAAUAAGAAAAUAUGUUUUCCCGUCAGAACAAAAGAAGUGUACAGUGUCAUUUUAAAUCAAUAAUAUAUAUCUUAAAGGGCGUUUGGUGUUUUCCUCGUAUUGUCAGAUAGCCUUUCUGUUGUUCCCAGGACAGCAGUGAUAGACUCCAGAGUACAUGACAGCAUUCUAUUUUUAUUUAUUGAUGACGAUGAUUUGUUGUAUAAAACGUGAUUGUGUAUACGAAUAGAAUUUGAAUGGUAUCACACAACUCAGAACCCUUAAAGGUAUAAAUAUUUGAACUCUUUUUUUUGUUAUCUGUGUAGUUGGGUAACCUGUGUACAGUAUAAGGUAUAAUUUUUGAAUUUAUUUCAGAUAUAAUUUUUUAACUCAAGUGCAACAGAAGAUUUGAGCUAUAUAUGGGUGGGUGGGGUAAUUUAAAGAAAAAGAUAAAUAUCUUCCUGGAUGCUGUGUUAUGCUUUGUGAAAGCAGUGUUAAUGUAGAGUUAGCUGUACCAUGGGCAAGGUCCACACUUUAAAGAGCUAGUUUGACAUUUUGGGAAACGGGCCUAUUCGUUUUCUUUUUUCGAGUUGUUAAAGGAGAUGAUCAAUAUCGCUUUUAUCUGUCUGUUCUGUUCAACAUGAGGUUGGAGCCAGGAGACGUUAGCUUAGCAUAAAGACUGGAAACAGCUAGUGCUCUGUCUGAGGGUAAGAAAUCUGCUUACGGGCAUUUCUAGGGUUCCCUAAUUAACACAUUACAUCUUGUAAAGUGUAAAAAUGUCAAGUUGUUGUUUUUACGGGGGGUUGACAAGAUAAAACAUGUUAAUUUUUUGAGCUGUUGUGGUGGGGUAGACAGAUUUUUAACCAUGCUAGCAGCUUAGAUGGCAGUGUUGUCAGUUUGGUUGAGACUGAAAUGUCUCAACUGUUGGAUGGAUUGCCAUAAACUUUGGUACACACAUUCAUGUCCCCCUUGUCCAGUAUUCUGGCUUAUGACUUCCUGCAAAAUGAAUGUCUUUUCCACUGUGAAAAGGUUAGCAUUUAGCUAAGUAUUGCCUCACAGAGCUGCUAGCUGACCGUAAACCCUUGUUUAGCUUUGGACCGAGCCAGGCUAACCGUUUCCCCCUGUGUCCAGUCUUUAUGCUAAGCUAACCGCCUCAUGGCUCCAGCUCAACAGCCUGACAUAAAGUGGCACCAAUCUUCUCUUUUAAUUCUCAGCAAGAAAAUGAGUCAGCAUGUUUCCCAAAUAGUUUAACUUGUCCUUUUAAUAAAGUCAAGACGAUGACAACAAAAGCAAUCAGGUUUCCUCAACAGCAGUGAUGAAGUUUAGUGACCGUGGUACCACUACUGGAGUAGGAUUUGUUUACUGGGACCAUCUUUUUUGUGUGUUUGUUUGUUUGUUUUUUUAAUUCAAACCUCAUAAAACAGAAAGAAAACACUCUUGUACUAAUCCAGCAUUCUCAGUUCCCACAUCUACUGAUUGAGUUAUUCCUCAACUUUGACCGCGUCUGACCUGUUUUCUUACCCAUUUCCAUUCACCUCAGUGGUACUUUAACUCCCUGACUGUAUCAUGAGCACACCCCGAUCAUCAAACCAGCGCUUGAAUCCAUGGCUUUAUUUCGCAUAAUUGUAAUGGUCUCUGUGAGAUGACAUGAGCUGAAUGAGGUUGUGGAGCAAGGUUAAGUUGACCAAAAUGCUUUUCUUUUCUUUUCUUUUUUUUUUUUUUUUGUAUCUUAUGUGUGUGUACCCCGGACAGUCAGUCCUCUGUUAAGGAGAAUAAGCUGAAUAUUUUUAAAACGGAUAAAAGUGAAAAAAUAUUAUAUUGUUUAAUGUGUAAAAAACACUGUGCUGAUGAUGUUGAACUUCCUGAAUGCUCUGACACUCAACAUGAAGAACAAAAAGUGUGUGUGAAGUGUAGCUGAAGAUCUCUGUACUGUACUAUAUGUCGGCAUUCUGCUAAAUGCAACCAAUCAUGGUCCUUUCAGAGCUGUCGUAGAAGCAUUUUAGGCUGAAUUUAGGACUUUAAGACUUAUUAGCAACAUGUCGAUAUUCCUAUUUAAUGAUAGUGAGUACUUUUGAUCGGACAUACUUUUUAACGUAUGCGGUUAUUUGGCUAAUAAAAAGACCAGACAUGAGCUGUGCAGUUCAAAUAUAAAUCUUGUUUUUAACCAGAUUUACCAGAUUAUUCCUGUGCAGACUCGGUCUAAAAGAGCAUUGUGGAUUACUCUGAGGUUGCAUUUCAUUUGUUAAUGCAAGGUGAUGAUGAUUGGUGCCAUUUAGCUCCCGCAUUAGGUUGGUAACAUUUUCCUUUCAGUCAGAUCAGUCCUGCCAUGAUCCUAUGGUCAACUGGAUGGAUUGACAUGGCUGAUGGGAAGCUGUAACCUGCUGAGUGAACCCUGAAACUAUCAGUGCAACAGUCACUACAGCAUUAUCUACAGAGGCCCACCAAACACAUCCCCCAUCAUGCAUCUGUUUUAAAUUACCAGUACACUACAGAUUACAUGUCUUUCAGCUCGAAAGUCAUGCUGCCGUACAAAACUGACUCUCAGUCUGUUAGUGCCAGUUUAUUCUUUGUAUCUCGUUAAAAACUUUAAAAACAACUUGUAUUUUACAGAUCUUCAUCUCUGUGGUGAAUUCGCCUGCAGUAAUUCAUUAUUGCAUGCAGAGCAUGUAGUAAAAGGUGGGGCAUCUAUGAUGAUAGUACUGAAAUGACGUGUUGUGCUGAGUGUCAGUUACCUGUAUUAAUGUUGAGAAGAGAGCAGGGAGUGUGUUUAUGUGUGCUAUACGCCAGAAUGCUUUUUGGUUCUGUACCGUUAACCUCAAACACAUGUGCAAGCUGUUUGUACAGUACAUAACAAUGCUAAGAUGAACUGAGAAACUUAGUUUGCUUCUUUCCAAAACCAAUAAAAGUUAUAACUGGA